CCCAGCCCAUCCUGCGAUGCAACGCCGCUGUGCGCCCUGCAGUCUCACAGAGAAAACAAUAUUCCCACGCGUCAAGGACUAGCAGCUCGCUUAUCCACGGCUACAUAUGCUUUUCAUCGAAAACAGACCUACUGUCGAACAACUGCGGCAAGAUGUACCACUCUGACCACGGUGUUGACUUCCCCGACCUCUCCUUCCAAAUCCCUGGCAGCCUUGCAGAAAUAGGCCCAACAAACAGAGUGUGAACACAACCUUCAACACACCACACAUCUUCUUUUUCCUUCACCCACACAGGGCCUCCCUUUGCUCCAGUCCCACCCUCCCUCCUCCUGGACCAUGGACAGUCCUCCUAAGUUGUCAGGCGAGACCCUGAUCGUGCAUCAUAUUCCCCUGGUGCACUGUCAGGUGUCAGGAGGACGGCAGGCGGGCUGCGGUGGCUCGCUGAAGAGAAGCAACCCAUUUAGCCCACCGGAGAACCUGGGCUUGAGUCGCACCACUUCUCUUCCUGAGAGAGACGUUCUUCAGAGAGAGGCACUGCUCUACAGUAGCCUGAUCCAGACCUCCAGCGGGUCUUGUUCCUCCCACAAUGGAGGAAGCGAGAGGAAGGGUGGCGGGAGAGGAGGCAGCACAGCAAGUGAUGAUUCAUCGUUUACCUCGAGCAAUUCAGAGGACCAGCUGAUUGCAGCACACACAUUACCCAGAGCCAAACCGAGAAACAGGAAUCCAUUGCGUCAUAAUCCAUUCCUGCUGAAUACCGAAGAUGACGAGGAUGAAGAAGAGGAGGAGGAGGAGGAUGGUGACAACCUCAGUGGUUACCUUGAAGACUCCUCUUUUCACCUCCACAGUGACACAAACUCUGCCCUCAAUGACGGGAUGGCUUCUUUUCACUUACACAAACUUGGCUUUGCUUCUGAGCCCUUUCUUUUGCACAGCUCAGUGGGUGGAAGCAGUCCAGAGUCUCUGAGGGGUGUAGCCUCUGAUCUCUCCAACCACCUGGAGAUUUUAGGACUCGAUAGCCAGCGGCGCCACGGAAGCAGCGGUUCCAACAUGUCCAUGGAUUGCGGAGAGCAAGACUGGGGUGACGACGAAGAAGAUGAAGAUCAUCCUAUGAGGUGUGGGCGGGGCAGCAAGACCGGUUCGUACUCCUCCAGCUCCUCCACGCAGCACUGCUCGUGCUGUGCACUCUCCCAGAACUACCCUCAGCACUUCCCUGAAGCCUUCUUGGAGCCUUUCUCAGAGUGCCAGCAAGGCUACGGCAGCGACUCCUCUUGCAACAGCUCAGAUGGUGUGCUCGUAAACUUCAGCGCUAUCUACAACAAGAUGAACAACAGCAUCCCGGAGAAGCCACCGGUGUCUGGGCACACCAACCUCAACAGCUCCACUGACCACUCCUGCACCUCAUCUGUUUCUGAUCCAUCAGGAAACCAGCGAGACUCAACCAGAGGGGCUUUCUAUUUGGACCUUCACACCUCUCCCACUGAACCUCCCCUAUCACAGCAACAACCCUCCUGCCUUGGCAGCACCUUUCCUCUCAUCCGUGAACCUCACCUGUCCACCUCCUCCACCUGCUCCUGUGCAGUGGAGCACCAUGGGGCUCUUGACCUCGACGCCAACUGCAACUCCUAUCACCCUGCGCAUUCUGGGUCAACCGGAGACCUUGCGUCCUGUCUGCAGAGUGAGGCGCGCCUGGUUGUCGCCACACAGAACUACUACAAACUGGUCACCUGUGACCUUUCGUCCCAGUCCUCCCCGAGUCCCGCAGGCUCCUCGGUCAACAGCUGCUCCGAUGAGCACAGCAAGGGCAGCCCCACCCCAACACAGCCUAGCGAGUACUUCCUGUUCAGGCAGCGAGCUGAUGAGGAGGGAAUGUACGAAGAAGAUGAAGAUAGAGAGUCACCUAGGAGAGAUGAUGGUGAUGAUCAUGGAGAGGACGAGGAGGAGGAGGAGGAGAAGAAGAAGAAGAACAACAACCAGCAGGCAGCUGGUGGAGCUGAAGCUGCUCCUGCCGUGAUUGAAGGCCAGGUGUACGUCAACAUCUCCCCUCCUGUGGCUGGCCGGGGAGUUAUCGGAGGUGGAGCCUCUUCAGGAAGCCGUCCUCGUUCUCGCAGCUACGACCGCAACCUGGACAAGUCUCCAUCUCCUCGGCUCGGCUCUCUGGAGCGUAUGUUGAGCUGCCCCGUCCGGCUCAGCGAGGGCGCCGCACCAACCCCACCUCCUCCUCCAAGAGUCACGUCCUUCGCAGAGAUCGCGAGAAGCAAGCGGAGAAACGGCGGUACAGGGGGGUCGCCAUCGCUGAAGGCGGCUGCAGACCCUUUCUCCUCCACUUACUCCACCCACUCACUCUCCUCGGUGGAUUUCUCUCCGAUCCUGGAGCAGCGUGUGGAGGUUGACAGUCACAUCCUGUCACCUCUACCCUUUACCAGAUGUUACAGUCAGGGCAGCAUUGAGCGACACCUGGAGGGGGCGAGGGAGACCAGGGCCAGGGCCGAAGGUGGUCUCUCGAGUUCCUCAGACAGCAGCCCGGCGGUGGUUCGCUACAGAAAGGACCAGCGGCCCACCACCCUCCCCAUUCAGCCCUUCACCUUCCACCACCAGUUCGCCUCCAAACCCCCGCAGCCCAAGCCUCUGCUGCCCCUGCUCACAGGCUACGUCUCGGGGAUGCAGGCCCGCUCCAGCUCUGGUUCUGACUCUGGAGGUCCGGUGGGGGAGGACAGUGAAGAUCCAGCUGAAAAUGUGCACAGGUACCAGGGGACUCUGGCUGCAGCAGGCCCUCCUCCCGGCUCAGUUCGUCCUUCGCCUCUUGGGAGCUACUCUCCAGUUCGGCUGCAGGGGGCGCCCAGCUCUGGGAGCUGCUCCACCUGCACCCCAAGCCCUCAGCCACCACACAGCCUCUCCUGCCCGCUUUCAGCAGGCCUCGGCCCCCUGCACACCCCACCCACUGGGAAGCAGGGAGGGGGUUCAGUGCCCUUAUCGUCUACCCCUCCACCUCCAUCCCUGGGGGUGAAGAGAGGGACAGUGCCGCCAGUGCUGCCGGCGGUGCAGGGACACUGUUUCCAUCGUGGAGCUCUGGCCAGUUUACCAGCACUCCACAGUGACACACUGAGUCCGCUGGGCUGUCUGGACUCUGGAAAUCACAUGGAGGCAAGCAAAGGACCCGGAGCCAGGACACAUAAUGCACACCACCUCUCUCCCCAGGCUCUCAAAUGGAGGGAGUACCGUCGUCGAAACCCUCUGGGAGUGGAGAGGGUCUCGGCAUCAUGCCCCCACUCUGGUAACCUGGAACCCCGAAGGGGCGGGGGACCACGACCUGCAAGACGGAACGUGUUCGAUUUCCCUUCAGCCCUCUCUGGCCACACGCUGGGACGGUUAAAUGCAGUGGGCCAGUCAGCUAAGCUGCAGCACAGCUACAGCGACUUCCUGCCAGACUACUUCUCCCUGACAGAGAAGCCUCCCGAGGAGUUCUGCCUCUCCCCCGACGCUUCAACUUCCUCAUCCUCAUGCUCUUCCACACAGUCCCACAUCUCUGUGGACCUGACACAGAAGAGAGGUUUGGUGAAAGCCGUGAACACAGCAGUGGAUCUGAUUGUCGCACACUUCGGCACCAGUCGAGACCCAGAUGUAAAGGCUAAGCUGGGGAACAGCUGGGUGAGUCCCAAUGUGGGUCACCUCAUUCUGAAGUACCUGUGUCCGGCCCUGCAUGAGGUGCUGCAGGACGGUCUGAAGGCCUACGUACUGGACCUGAUCAUCGGACAGCGGCGUUGUCAGCCCUGGAGCCUGGUGGAGGCCUCCACGCAGCUGGGUCCGUCCACACGUGUCCUCCACAGCCUGUUCUCAAAGGUGAGCCAGUACUCCGAGCUCACAAGCCACAGAAUGAGACUCAACGCCUUCAUCUUCGGCCUGCUCAACCUAAAAUCUUUGGAAUUCUGGUUCAAUCACCUCUACACACAUGAAGAUAUUAUAGCAGCACACUACAACCUGUGGGGUUUCCUUCCCCUGUCGCAGGGGGCAUGUCAGCCACUCUUUGAGGAGCUCCUCCUCCUGCUGCAGCCGCUGUCGCUCCUCCCCUUCGACCUGGACCUGCUUUUUGAACCGCAUCUCCUCCAAAAGGGCCAGGAGCAUCUCCGUCGCAAGGAGCAGCUGUGCUCUGCAGGCCAGAGUGUAAACCAGUCAACUCGAUCCACCUUCCAGCUCAUGAGAGGAUGGAGCACCACUGUGAGCGAAAUGGUCAGAGACUCAAGUGCAGAGGUGAAGAAAGAGAGGGCGGUGCUGAGACGAGAGGGAACAUGGCCGAGGAUGGAAGGGGUCGGGUCGAGGAGAGAGGGAGCAGGGGGGAAUUCAAGGUUAAAGAAAGAAGGGGCAACAGCUGAGAGCAUGACAUCCGGGCCUGUAAGUAGACCAGCAAUGACGGAAGUAGGGUUUGCCAAUCUCUGGAAGGAGAGGGGAAUGGGUGGUCAAAGAGUGAAAGGUGUAGGACAAGAGAGCCAAGGAGAAGGUGAAUAUGGACAAGAGAAGGACAGGGGGAAGGAAAAAGAAAAAGAUAUGGCAGACGAGGGGCGUCAGCGGCAAGAUAGACAGGCGGGUUGGUGGUACCAGCUCAUGCAGUCCUCCCAGGUAUACAUUGACCAAUCCACAGAGGGGUCAAAGUUUGUCAAGACUGAGAAGAGGAAGAAGUCAUCAGAGAGACGACAGGGCCAGCUACCGCCUACCAGGGAGGGAGUGGUGGAGGGGGCAGAGUCAGUCCAAGAAGCGGAGGGGCAUCGAAGCAGGAAAAGCAGCAGUAGCUCUAGUGCAGAGUCAGCUGGAUCCAGGGGAAGGCCUUCAUGGAUGGGCAGCCCGCCAGAUUCUGUUGUCAACCAGGAGAAGGAGCCCAAACCACUGAAGGUUACAGGGACUGGAGCCCAGGCUGCAGCCCAAGAGGAAAGCCCCUCUCAGGGACAGAGUCUGCGCUGGGGCAGGCUCUUUGGAUCUAGUGUUGGUACUCCUUCGAGGGUGGAGGGAGCUGAGCAGAGGGCUAAAACUCAAACGAUCAGGCCACCAUCAGGUUGGCUUUCUCUGGAUAGGUCUGUUCUUGACCUUGUAGCUCAGACUAUUGGAGCAGGGAGUGGGAAGAAGGCAGAGCCUCCAAUCACACCCACUCACACCCAAACAACACCUCCACUAAGGUCAACCCAACCAACUGAAGCCAAAACACAGUCUCCGUGUGAAGUACGAGCACUGUGCCAUCACAUAGCCACCGAGCCCGGCCAGCUGAGCUUCAACAAGGGCGAUAUCCUGCGGGUCCUGAGCAAGGCGGAUCCAGACUGGCUGUUCUGCUCACUGGGCUCCACGCAGGGCUUGGUUCCCAUCAUCUAUGUUACCCUCAAAAGCAUGGAGGACAGCCAGGAGGCCACUGGACUCGGGCGGCGCUGAGCCAACGCUGCCCCAAGAGGAAUUCAUGCAAGCUGUUGAAGGCAAAAUGCUUUGGAGACAGAGGUUAUUCCUGCCACAUACCUACCGAAAACAAAAACCUGUUGAUGGCUGCUGUUGGAGAUAACUGUACACUGGGGGUGAUUCCCGAAAAAAAAAAAAUAAAAACAUUGUAACAAAUACGAUCAUUAUGAAGAGGAUGUACAGACACUUGCAAGGGAAGCAUGCAGGCUCCAACACAAACUCACAUCCACUUUGAGGGUACAUCCAGACAAGUAUGCAUGCAUACAUCCAAAAACCAAAAGACCAGAUAAGAAACAAACCCAAAGACACUCCAACAAACCGCUUUUUUCUCUGCGUGCAGCUGUGCUACUAGCUUAAUUAUGACUGUCCAGUCGAUACAGUAUAUCAUCCACCUUUCCAUAAAACAAGGAGGGGUUACUCAUGGUUGGUAAACUUCCCAGUGUGAUUAUAUACCAUGCCUAGCUGCACUUUGCUGUACCGUCAGUACAUUCACCUAGCUGUGCCACACUUUUGAACACAGUGCUCAGUUAUUGCCCUCAGUCUAACGCUGGGUCGGUUUGAUGUCCUGUUGCUUAUUUGGUGCCGAUUUUAAUUAUACAUAGAAAUAGAAAACAGUGAAUCCUUGCUUUUUUUUUUGGUAAGAUUUAUAAGAAGUGGGUGGUGUAAAGGCAAAAAAAAAGAGUCAACUUAUUGAUCCAUGUCUGCUCCAGUGGCAGAGGUGUGAGUCAGCAUAUUGUUAUUAGAAGAGUAGAAAACACACACAGGAGUUUGGAUGACCCAGGUGAAAGAAAAGCAAAAGAGGAAUCUUUCCAUUCCCCGUCUUCUUAUUUGAUCACUCCUCGUCAAAGCCUCCCCUUUGCCUCACAAGACCCCACCACAGCUGGGAUGAAUCAAUGGUUAACAUUGUAUAAGUGCAUGCAACCCUGCAAACAUGUUCUUUUCCCCCCAACAAACCAGUUUCACAUGUGUUCCCGCCGAACCCUGCACCUCGGUUCCCUCCUUUAUCUGUCAUUAAAGGACACUUUCUUGAAGAAGACACAGGGGCUACAGUCUGAGCGGUGCAUUUUGAUCUAUUGGUAUGUACUGAAAAUGCAUAUAUGACUUACACAUGUGGUGAGUUCCAUUUAUUUAUUGACCAGUUCCGUUAUCUGGGGGAAGCAUCUAAAUGGACGGUUGCCAGAAAACGGGGAAGGAUGUCCAAUGAAAGCAAAGCUGUGGAGUGUGCGGAGGCCUUUUUUGAAUGUGUUGGGGAUCCAGCCUGGAAACUGUUAGCUGGCUAAAUUAUUGCUAAUUCUUAAUGUGUUGCAUUUAGAAAGGGGUAAAUGAUCUUAUCUAUGCCUUAAAGCGCCUGAAGGGGAAAAGGGAGAAUUGCCCUGUUGGACACUUCAAGGCUAGUGAAUAUUUGUCCUGGCAGUAUAUUUUGUAUAUGCUAUGACGUGUCUAACUUGACAUUUUCCCCAGAUUUAUGUCUACAGAGAUUCUUUUUAACUUCAAAGAAAAUAGAGACGACAUAGAGAUGAUAUUUUUUGAUGCUUAAAGGGAAACCCCAACACAUUGGUUUGUGACGGUGGCUUUGUGGGCAUUCCUGUGUUAGUAUGUACAGUACAUGCUGCCUGUCAGGUGUAAAAUGUGGCCUUAGGUUCAAAAUGAGUUGAUAAAGAACUAAGAUUUGCGGCUAUAUACCUGGAUACAUGUUGAGCAUAUACAGAUGCCCAAUCCAAAUAUUACACAUUAUAAAAUGGUAAAAGUCUAUGUACAUUUAUUAAAUAAAUGAAUGCUUGUGUAGUUUUUGAAAAACUUACAUAGUGAUAAUUUUGCCAUUUUCACGUUCUGUUUGUUGCAUUAUUGUACAGUUUGUACAGUCAUUUAAUUUCAGCAAAGACAUUUUUAAACACUUCAUUUUCAUUGAACUGUAAAUAUAUUUAAAUCCUUCAGUGAUUCAUUUCUGCCAUAGAGCUAUAUAUGUAUGAAUGCUAUUACUGAUUUGUUAAUGUUAAUGCAUUUUAUGUUGAAUACAGGACGCAGGUGUAAGCUUCAGUUUCAGCGCUAACGACCAUAAUGACCGUGAAGUCAUAGUGGAAGGUAUGAUGAGUGGUGUCAUUUCCGGUCCUCCAGGUAGUUUGCUGUUCAUUGACAUCCUGUUAAGAGUUCACAUGUGGCAGACAGAAAUAAAAACAUAGUAGUGAUAAAACCAGAGAGACAUGGGGCUCAGGGGCAAGAGGCAAAGACAGAGUCACUUUUGGUUUGGCAUUCGGUUAGCUUAAAUGUUGUGCUUUAAAAUGCUACACUUGUAGGAGUGACAAGUUUGCAAGACUUAUCUGCUUUCUCUCUCUCUGGCUGCCUCCUCCCGCCUGUAAAUACCUUCAGCAUCAGUGACACUGCUCUUCUCUCUGUGUCCAGGCUAUAUGAUGUAUAUGUAUGACAUUAUCAAACUACUAUGGAUGUUAAAUAACAAAGUGCUCAUGUGAUCACAAAC
Micropterus salmoides (largemouth bass) is the source of this 7906-nucleotide messenger RNA. It is a transcript of the gene rusc2, whose product is annotated as RUN and SH3 domain containing 2. NCBI's taxonomy places the organism in Eukaryota, Metazoa, Chordata, Actinopteri, Centrarchiformes, Centrarchidae. The record is from RefSeq and is a predicted model, not a curated record. The transcript is spliced from 13 exons. Gene Ontology annotation, molecular function: protein binding. The coding region runs from base 337 to 5409 and encodes 1690 amino acids. Gene Ontology annotation, cellular component: cytoplasmic vesicle.